This is a messenger RNA of Nerophis ophidion (straightnose pipefish), 1038 nucleotides long. Its product is annotated as sushi domain-containing protein 3-like. The transcript has 6 exons. The coding region runs from base 92 to 790 and encodes 232 amino acids. The record is from RefSeq and is a predicted model, not a curated record. Gene Ontology annotation, cellular component: plasma membrane. NCBI's taxonomy places the organism in Eukaryota, Metazoa, Chordata, Actinopteri, Syngnathiformes, Syngnathidae.
ACUUGCUCACUCGUUCACUUGGUCAAAGUGAGCAGACAGGCUCUAUUGCAUCAUCAUCAUCAUCAUCAUCCUCCUUCUCUUCAUCUUCAUAAUGUCCUUGACUGCAGCUUCCAGACUUCAUGAAUCCAACCUUGAUUUGACCAACAGAAGCCAACAGAACAACUGGGUUUCUUUCCAGGCCGAGUGCCCACCUCUGCCCUCGCCCACCCUGGGCACACUCGUGGUUCUGACAGGCAACGGCAGCCAUGUUGGCUCCAUGGUGUCGCUGCUGUGUCCGAGCAAACACAAGCGAGUGGGCGUGGAGCUGACGUGUGUCAUGGCCGCCAACAAAGCUCGCUGGGUGGGUGAACUCCACUGCACACCCUCGUCCGUCUUUGAAGGCAAUGGCUUCCGUGUGGCUGCUCUGGCAUCCAUCGUGAGCAUCGGCAUAAUAUCCAUCAUGUCCAUGCUCUUCCUCACCUGCUGCAUUCUGGACUGCAUCCAAAAAGACGCCAGGAGAAAGCGGCAGAGAAGGUAUGAGAAGGAAGCGGAGAGCCUGGAAAGCCUGGAGAAGUACGCGUCAUGGCGGGACAUCCAGGUCCCAGACCACGUGUGUGACAACAGUCCUCCUAGACGGUGCACCUACAGCCAUGGCCGCACAAGUACUCUCCCUGGCUUCAGCUGGGAUCAACGUCUCAUCGCCACAUCGGAUAACGAUCGGACCUCAGGACCGCCUCCUUCCUGUCACGUGUGCACACUGCUCCCUACUCAAGAACCUGGUCUCACCUGGCAGCAUCACAGCCAGCGUUAGGGUCAAGAAGAUCUGUCGGCAUCAGAAGAACCCACCACAAGAGAAAAACCUCCACACUCGGCUAAGGAAGUAAGGGUGAGGGCUACGGACAUGCAUCGGGGCAAAAGGCAUGCUCCGGCUAAAGGAGGAAACAACAACAAAAAGCUUGAAUUUAUCGAUAAAAUCGAUAUAUGGCUCGGCCCUUUCUCCAGCGCAGGUAUUGCUACUGUUGGUACUCUUCUGUAUGGAAUAAAUGGGUCAUUUUCAAA